Molecule: messenger RNA, 1870 nt
Organism: Arachis ipaensis
Lineage: Eukaryota; Viridiplantae; Streptophyta; Magnoliopsida; Fabales; Fabaceae
Source: RefSeq, a predicted model, not a curated record
GCAGCUCAGGAUGGGGUUGACAUAAUUAGCUUAUCAAUCACUCCGAAUAGACGUCCUCCGGGCGUUGCAACUUUCUUCAAUCCAAUAGAUAUGGCAUUGCUGUCAGCUGUAAAGGCCGGUAUUUUUGUAGUGCAAGCUGCAGGAAAUACAGGACCUUCACCGACAAGUGUUUCCUCCUUCAGUCCAUGGAUCUUUACUGUUGGUGCUGCCUCUCAUGACCGGAUUUAUAGCAACUCCAUGUUUCUUGGAAAUAAUGUGACCAUACCUGGUGUUGGACUUGCGCCUGGCACAAGUGUAGGCAAACUUUAUACACUGGUUCAUGCACACCAUGCUUUGAACAAUGAUACUGCUGACCCUGAUGAUAUGUAUGUCAAUGAGUGCCAAGAUGCGAGCAAGUUCAGUAAGGAUUUGGUCCGGGGGAACCUCUUAAUGUGCAGCUAUUCAAUCCGAUUUGUGCUGGGGCUUUCCACCAUCAAACAGACCUUGGGAAUGGCCAAGAAUCUUAGUGCAGCUGGAGUUGUUUUCUAUAUAGAUCCUUUUGUGAUUGGUUAUCAGAUUAACCCAGUUCCAAUGAAAAUGCCUGGCAUAAUAAUUGCAUCCACAAAUGAUUCUAAGAUUUUGAUGCAAUACUACAACUCUUCACUAGAAGUUGAUGCAGUCUCAAAGAAAGUUAAUAAAUUUGGCGCAGUUGCGAGUAUCUGUGGCGGACUAAAAGCGAACUACAGUAAUGCUGCUCCGAAGGUCAUGUACUACUCUGCCAGAGGACCGGAUCCAGAAGACACUCUUCCACAUGAAGCGGACAUCUUGAAGCCAAACUUGUUAGCUCCUGGAAAUCUUAUAUGGGCUGCUUGGAGUUCUCUUGGCACCGACUCUGUUGAAUUUCAAGGUGAGAAUUUCGCAAUUAUGUCAGGCACAAGCAUGGCUGCACCUCAUGUUGCUGGUCUUGCUGCCCUAGUUAGACAAAAAUUCCCAAAUUUCAGCCCUACAGCCGUUGCAUCUGCACUUUCCACAACUGCUUCUCAGCAUGAUAAGAAUGGUGGGCCAAUAAUGGCUCAGCGAUCGUAUGCCUCGGCAGAUCUAAACCUAUCUCCAGCAACUCCUUUUGACAUGGGAAGUGGUUUUCUGAAUGCAACUGGAGCAUUAAAUCCCGGUUUGAUUUUUUAUUCCAGUUAUGAUGAUUACAUGGCAUUCUUGUGUGGCAUCAAUGGUUCAGUUCCUGUGGUAUUAAACUACACUGGUCAGAACUGCUGGUCCUAUAACUCUACUGUAUACGGCGCUGAUCUGAACUUGCCCUCAAUCACCAUUUCGAAGCUGAACCAAUCAAGAGUGGUGCAGAGGACAGUCCAAAACGUUGCUGGAAAUGAGACCUACAGUGUCGGUUGGAGCGCACCUUACGGGGUAUCAGUGAGUGUAUCUCCAACACACUUCACCAUUGCCGGUGGCGAGAAGCAAGUCUUGUCUGUGCUCAUGAACGCAACCGCCAACAGUUCAGUUGCAAGCUUUGGGAGGAUUGGCCUCUUUGGUGAUCAAGGUCAUGUCCUAAGCAUUCCCCUUUCAGUCAUUGUUAAAAUCUCAAGUAACAACAACACAGUGAGCUAACGUUGGAAUUGGGAUAGCAUUUUCUUGUUUUGAGUAAACUGAUUUUGAUUUUUGGCUUUUGUUUUUCCCAUUUUAAUCUGUAUUUAAUUGCUUGUGUACCAAGAUGAUUAACUAAUUUUUUCAUUCAUUAUCAUGUAAAUUAGUUGAGGGGUUCUCCUUGUAAAGUAAAUAGAUAUGAUCGGUACCUGAUUUCUAGUUCCUUGAUACUUCUUUACUCUCUACCAGCUCAAUGAUUAUUAAAUAAUAAAAUAUACUUGAUAACUUAUGCUGA